Molecule: messenger RNA, 3216 nt
Organism: Seriola aureovittata
Lineage: Eukaryota; Metazoa; Chordata; Actinopteri; Carangiformes; Carangidae
Product: NLR family CARD domain-containing protein 3-like
Exons: 7
Coding region: 59-3052 (997 amino acids)
Molecular function (GO): protein binding
Source: RefSeq, a predicted model, not a curated record
AGAGGUCCACAGUGAUCCGUCUGCCCAGCAGCAUCAACCAGACCUGGACUCCAUCUUUAUGCUGCUGGAGGAGAACAUCAUCAGUUUUGUGAAGAAGGAGCUGAAGAGAGUCCAGAAGGUCCUGAGACCAGAUUACCCAGAAUCCUCAGGGAGUCAGAGGGAGGAUGAGGAGGUGUUGGAUGGUGAGGAUGAAGAGCAGAGGAGGAGCAGAGAGGCGUUUGUGAAGAUCACAGUGAACUUCCUGAGGAGAAUGAAGCAGGAGGAGCUGGCUGACUGUCUGCAGAGCAAGAGUCCUGCUUCAGUUUGUCGACGUGAACUCAAAUCUAACCUGAAGAAGAAGUUCCAGUUUGUGUUUGAGGGGAUCGCUAAAGCAGGAAACUCAACCCUUCUGAACCAGAUCUACACAGAGCUCUACAUCACAGAGGGAGGGACUGGAGAGGUCAAUGAUCAACAUGAGGUCAGACAGAUUGAAACAGCAUCCAGGAAACCAGUCAGACCAGAAACAACCAUCAGACAAGAAGACAUCUUUAAAGCCUCACCUGGAAGAGACGGACCAAUCAGAAGAGUGAUGACAAAGGGAGUGGCUGGCAUUGGGAAAACAGUCUUAACACAGAAGUUCACUCUGGACUGGGCUGAAGACAAAGACAACCAGGACAUACAGUUCACAUUUCCAUUCACCUUCAGAGAGCUGAAUGUGCUGAAAGAGAGAAAGUUCAGCUUGGUGGAACUUGUUCAUCACGUCUUUACUGAAACCAAAGAAGCAGGAAUCUGCAGGUUUGAUCAGUUCCAGGUCGUGUUCAUCUUUGACGGUCUGGAUGAGUGUCGACUUCCUCUGGACUUCCACAACACUGAGAUCCUGACUGAUGUUACAGAGUCCACCUCAGUGGACGUGCUGCUGACAAACCUCAUCAGGGGGAAACUGCUUCCCUCUGCUCGCCUCUGGAUAACCACACGACCUGCAGCAGCCAAUCAGAUCCCUCCUCAGUGUGUUGACAUGGUGACAGAGGUCAGAGGGUUCACUGACCCACAGAAGGAGGAGUACUUCAGGAAGAGGUUCAGAGAUGAGGAGCAGGCCAGCAGGAUCAUCUCCCACAUCAAGACAUCACGAAGCCUCCACAUCAUGUGCCACAUCCCAGUCUUCUGCUGGAUCACUGCUACAGUUCUGGAGGAGGUGUUGAAAACCAGAGAGGGAGGAGAGCUGCCCAAGACCCUGACUGAGAUGUACAUCCACUUCCUGGUGGUUCAGUCCAAACUGAAGAAGGUCAAGUAUGAUGGAGGAUCUGAGACAGAUCCACACUGGAGUCCAGAGAGCAGGAAGAUGAUUGAGUCUCUGGGGAAACUGGCUUUUGAGCAGCUGCAGAAAGGAAACCUUAUCUUCUAUGAAUCAGACCUGACAGAGUGUGGCAUCGAUAUCAGAGCAGCCUCAGUGUACUCAGGAGUGUUCACACAGAUCUUUAAAGAGGAGAGAGGCCUGUACCAGGACAAGGUGUUCUGCUUCGUCCAUCUGAGUGUUCAGGAGUUUCUGGCUGCUCUUCAUGUCCAUCUGACCUUCAUCAAGUCUGGACUCAAUCUGAUGUCAGAAGAACAAUCAACUUCCUGGUUAUCUAAAGUCAUCAGGGACAAGCCUGAACCAACACUCUUCUACCAGAUAGCUGUGGACGAGGCCUUACAGAGUCCAAAUGGACACCUGGACUUGUUCCUCCGCUUCCUCCUGGGUCUUUCACUGCAGACCAAUCAGACUCUCCUACAAGGUCUGAUGACACAGGCAGGAAGUGGCUCAGAGACCAAUCACGAGACAGUCCAGUACAUCAAGAAGAAGAUUGAAGAGACUCCCUCUGCAGAGAAAAGCAUCAACCUGUUCCACUGUCUGAAUGAACUGAAUGAUCGUUCUCUAGUGGAGCAGAUCCAACAGUCCCUGAGAUCAGGACGUCUCUCCACAGAUAAACUAUCUCCUGCUCAAUGGUCAGCUCUGGUCUUCAUCUUACUGUCCUCAGAAGAAGAUCUGGACGUGUUUGACCUGAAGAAAUACUCUGCUUCAGAGGAGGCUCUUCUGAAGCUGCUGCCAGUGGUCAAAGCCUCAAAUAAAGCUGUACUGAGUGGCUGUAACCUCUCAGAGAGAAGCUGUGAAACUCUGUCCUCAGUCCUCAGCUCCCUGUCCUCUAGUCUGAGACACCUGGACCUGAGUAACAACAACCUGCAGGAUUCAGGAGUGAAGCUGCUGUCUGCUGGACUGGAGAGUCCACACUGUAAACUGGAAGGUCUCAGUCUGUCAGGAUGUCUGAUCACAGAGGAAGGCUGUUCUUCUCUGGCCUCAGCUCUGAGCUCCAACCCCUCCCACCUGAGAGAGCUGGACCUGAGCUUCAAUCAUCCAGGAGACUCAGGAGUGAAGCUGCUGUCUGCUGGACUGGAGGAUCCACACUGGAAACUGGACACUCUCAGGUUGGAUCAUGGUGGACUGGAGAGACUGAGACCUGGUGUGAGGAAGUAUUCCUGUGAACUGGAACUGGACAUAAACACAGUGAACAGAAACCUCAGACUGUCUGACAACAACAGGAAGGUGACAUGGGUGACAGAGUAUCAAUCAUAUCCUGAUCAUCCAGACAGAUUUGACCUUUGGCCUCAGCUGCUGUGUAGAACUGGUCUGACUGGUCGCUGUUACUGGGAGGUCGAGUGGAGAGGAGGGGUUCAUAUAUCAGUGAGUUACAGAGGAAUCAGAAGAAACGGAAACAGUGAGGACUGUUGGUUUGGAGGAAAUGAUCAGUCCUGGAGUCUGAUCUGCUCUGAUGAUGGUGGUUACUCUGUCUGGCACAAUAAGAGGAAAACAUCCAUCUCCUCCUCCUCCUCCUCCUCCUCCUCUUCCUCCUCCUCCUCCUCCUCCUCCUCUGACAGAGUAGCAGUGUAUGUGGACUGUCCUGCUGGCUCUCUGUCCUUCUACAGAGUCUCUGACUCACUGAUCCACCUCCACACCUUCAACACCACCUUCACUGAACCUCUGUAUCCUGGUUUUGGGUUUGUGUUCUUCGUAUCUCGUUCCUCGGUGUCUCUGUGUUGAGUGAAGGAGGGAGAGUCUGGAAGUGACAGCAGCUUCAGUCCUGUGGUUUAAAUGUUGGUGGUGGACGAGGUUUCAUGUCUUAGAGGAAGUAAAAAUUAUUUCUGUGUUGAACUUGUGUACACACUGUGAUGAAUUUUAUACUCACUUUAAUAAAGUUUUCAUCG